AUGUCUUCUUCAGUGUUCUUCAAGUUCAAGUCGCAAAAGGAGCCGACGAGAGUGGAAUUUGACGGCACAGGUAUCUCAGUCUUUGAGCUCAAGCGUGAAAUCAUCAACAAGAGCGGACUGGGCGAUGGCACGGACUUCGACCUGUUCAUUUACACAGACGAUAACAGUGAAGAAUAUGAUGAUGAUACUACGAUUGUCCCCAGAUCCACGACAGUCAUCGCUCGGCGGCAACCGGCGAUUAAGCCUGGAGCCGGACGAGCCGCGCGAUAUGUCUCGGGGAAAAUGCCCGUGGCAGCCAAGAAUGCUGGCCGCAAGGAGCAGUCUUCCAAAGUGUCGGCCUCUAAGCCGAGCACGAAUGCCUUCAGCCAGAUGAACGAUGCUAUGACGGAGGAAGACCGCAUGGCCGCCAUGUUCGCCGCUCAGACGGAGCAGUGGUCAGCCCAGCAGGAGGAGCUGUCUCACCAAGCACCAGUUCCCUUCAAGCCCGGCUCCAAGCGGCCAGCAAACGUUCCGGACCAUGAUCCUCCCAAUGGCUACAUUUGCUACCGGUGUGGUAAUAAGGGCCACUGGAUCCAACUGUGCCCGACCAACGAUGAUCCUGACUUCGAUAACCGACCUCGUGUCAAGCGUACUACUGGCAUCCCCCGGUCAUUCCUGCAAAAGGUGGACAAGUCUGUCAUUCUGGCUCAGUCUGAAGGCGACGACACCAAGCGGCCCUCGGGGAUCAUGGUCAACGCCGAGGGAGACUUUGUCAUUGCUGAGCCAGACAAGGCAUCUUGGGAGCAAUUCCAGGCCAAGGCCAAAUCCUCGUCCGCCGCCGCUAAAUCUUCGCAGGCAGAGGACAAGGAAGUGCAGGAGCGUGGUCUCGAGUGUUCGAUUGACAAGAAAAUGUUCAUAGAGCCAAUGAAAACCCCGUGCUGCCAGAAGACGUUUUGCAAUGAUUGCAUAACCAACGCACUCAUCGAAAGCGACUUCGUCUGCCCUGCCUGUCAGACCGAAGGUGUGCUAAUCGAUGAUCUUCAGCCCGACGAGGAAGCAUCAAAGAAGAUUCAGGAGUAUCUUAAGGAGAAGGAAGCUGCCAAGGCGACUCCUCCGUCAUCACCCAAGGAUACCUCAGAGGGAGCUGCGGGCAAGUCGGAGAACGAUUCAGCCAAAGAUGCAGAGAAGAAGGAAGACGAGGGGGGAGACGCCACGGAGGGCAAGGUGCUGCUACCCAGCAGCAUCGAAUCCCCAAGGGAGAAGUCCGACACACCAGCUACAGCUACAGAACAAGCUGCCUCAUCAUCAAAGUCGCCCUCAACUGAGUCUAAAUCCCUCGUUUCCAGCACUAUAAGUGCAGAUGGCAAGGUCGAGGUUGUCAAGGCGGAGGUCGUCACUUCGAAGAAGAGACCCGCCGAGGACUUUCUGGAGAAUCCCAAGAUACCCAAGGGGCCCCGCGCGAUGCAGAACCAACAGUCGCACAACAUGGCCACUGGCAUGGGUAUGAUGCCUAACAUGAUGGGCAUGGGCGGCAUGGGUGGAAUGGGAAGCAUGGGCGGCAUGGGCAUGAAUAUGGGCAUGAACAUGGGGAUGGGCGUGGGUAUGCCCAUGAUGAAUAUGCCCAUGAUGGGCAUGCAAGGCUUCAACAAUAUGAACGGAGGCUACGGAAACAUGAACGGCGGCUACGGUAUGAACAACAUGAACAACAUGAACGGCAUGAACAACAUGGGCGGCGGCGCCGGCGGCGUCAACGGCAACUGGGGAAUGAACAACAUGGGCAUGAUGAACGGCUACCAGAACGGGGGCAACUUCCCUCAAGGCGGCGCCGUCGCCGGCGGGGAUGAGGAUGCCUACUUCCGGAAACCCGUCAACCCGCAUCGACACCAGAACAAGCAACGCAGAGUACGGCCGAGCGAUUACCGUGAACUCUGA
This is a messenger RNA of Trichoderma reesei QM6a, 1911 nucleotides long. RefSeq lists its product as uncharacterized. Gene Ontology annotation, biological process: mRNA processing; protein ubiquitination; ubiquitin-dependent protein catabolic process. Gene Ontology annotation, molecular function: ubiquitin protein ligase activity; zinc ion binding; nucleic acid binding. Bases 1 to 1911 code for a protein of 636 amino acids. The record is from RefSeq and is a predicted model, not a curated record. NCBI's taxonomy places the organism in Eukaryota, Fungi, Ascomycota, Sordariomycetes, Hypocreales, Hypocreaceae. The transcript has 5 exons. Gene Ontology annotation, cellular component: nucleus.